UGAGAACACCUUCAUGUUUUGUUUUGUUUAAUUUUUUUUUAAAGAUUUUAUUUAUUAUAUAUAAGUACACUGUAGCUGUCUUCAGACACACCAGAAGAGGGCACCGGAUCUCAUUACAGAUGGUUGUGAGCCACCAUGUGGUUGCUGGGAAUUGAACUCAGGACCUCAGGAAGAGCAGUCGGUGCUUUUUUUUUUUUUUUUUUUUUUUUCCGGAGCUGGGGACCGAACCCAGGGCCUUGCACUUCCUAGGCAAGCGCUCUGCCACUGAGCUAAAUCCCCAGCCCCACAGUCGGUGCUCUUAACCACUGAGCCAUCUCUCCAGCCCCCCACCUUCAUGUUUUUAAAAAGAUUUCUGAGACUGACACAUUUAAUCUGUACCCUCCAUCUCGUAAAAUGCUGAUGUCUGCAUCUCAUUUUCCUGAUGGAGACAGAAGCUCAUUAAAAAAAAAUUCAUUAUUAAAACGUUAAUUGGGGCUGGGGGUGUAGCUUGCCUAGCAAGCACAAAGCCCUAGGUUCGAUUCCCUGUAUGAACGCUGUGGAAACAGUGGAACUUGGAAGGUGAAAGCAGGAUGAUCACAAGUUCAAGGUUGCUCAGCUAUACACUGAGUUCCAGGGCAGCCUGGCUACGUGACACCCUGCCCUUCUUCUCCCCCAAAAGAAAGAAAAAUCAAACAGCAACCAAAUUAUAAUUGGUAAAAAUAUAAAUCCUGGGAAGAAAAAAAAUCCGAAUACUGCUUAGUGAGUCCCCAAAUAGCUUAUUCAUAUAUUUCAGAGAUGUAGCCCAAGUUUCCCAGCAGCCAUGCCAAUACACGGUUGAUUUUGAGAUGUAUUCUGUGUUUAUGUCUCUAAGAGAAGGGAACUUUUUCUGCGUGGUUGAACAAGUUGUUCUUGUGGACCCGAGAAGUUUCGAGGGUAAAAGAAGCUGAGGAGGACCGGAGAAGGUCCAGGAGGGCGCAGAGGUGGUUGGCUGCCAGGACAGCAGGUCAGUCAUUAGAGCCAUUCAGAGAAAACUGCCGAGCUGGUCUAGACCAGCCGGCUCUAAGGAUCACACAGGCCCCGCCCAGCCUCGUCGUACCCUUCUCACCAGGCGACUGUGAGGUCACAUUUCUCAGGGAGUAGAGGCCACACAAACUUGGAAGCAAGGCUGUAGCGCCCUGGGCGGGACCAUGAGUGGGGCCUAUGCAAAUAAGAGAAAUCUGGUUGAGUGAGGUAAACUUCACAUCCGGGGCGGGGCCUGCAUAAUCCGGGUGUCAAACGCAGUUGGUACUGAGCAUGCGCUGUAUCAGCACUGGCAACGACGGACAAGGCGUGCUUAGUCCAAAAGAGGAGAUAAAAAUUGGGCAUGCGUACUCGUAGGCUAGUGCCUCUUUAGUUUGGGUGGAGCCUAUUAGUACUGGGGCGGGCCUGCGAGAAGAUUGACAAGAGUUGGAGCCGCUAGAGGGGGGGCGGGGCCGGAGGGGCGGGACCUCGGGUGGCCCGAGGUGGCCCGGUUGCUGGGUGAGAAGCAGCGUAGUCCGAUUCAUCCCAGCCUGGGGAUGGCGUCCCCACGGGAACUGACCCAGAAUCCCCUGAAGAAGAUCUGGAUGCCAUACAGCAAUGGGAGGCCCGCCCUGCACGCCAGCCAACGUGGUGUCUGCAUGACCAACUGCCCGACACUCAUCGUCAUGGUGGGCCUGCCAGCCAGGGGCAAGACCUACAUUUCUAAGAAGCUGACCCGGUACCUCAACUGGAUUGGCGUGCCUACUCGGGAAUUCAACGUGGGUCAGUAUCGCCGGGACAUGGUCAAGACAUACAAAUCUUUUGAGUUCUUCCUCCCAGACAAUGAAGAGGGCCUGAAAAUCAGGAAGCAGUGUGCCUUGGCAGCCCUCAAUGACGUCCGGAAGUUCCUCAGUGAGGAGGGGGGACACGUGGCGGUUUUUGAUGCUACCAAUACCACCCGAGAACGGAGAGCGAUGAUCUUUAACUUUGGAGAACAGAAUGGCUAUAAGACCUUCUUUGUUGAAUCUAUCUGUGUGGAUCCUGAGGUCAUUGCUGCCAACAUCGUGCAAGUGAAGCUGGGCAGCCCUGACUAUGUGAACCGGGACAGCGACGAAGCCACUGAGGACUUCAUGAGGCGCAUUGAAUGCUAUGAAAACUCCUAUGAGUCUCUGGAUGAAGAACAGGACAGGGAUCUGUCCUACAUCAAGAUCAUGGACGUGGGGCAGAGUUAUGUGGUGAACCGUGUUGCCGACCACAUCCAGAGUCGCAUCGUUUAUUACCUCAUGAACAUCCAUGUAACACCCCGCUCCAUCUACCUCUGCCGGCACGGGGAGAGUGAGCUCAACCUCAAGGGCCGGAUUGGUGGGGACCCUGGACUCUCCCCCCGGGGCCGGGAGUUUUCCAAGCACCUAGCUCAGUUCAUCAGUGACCAGAACAUCAAGGACCUGAAGGUCUGGACGAGCCAGAUGAAGAGGACGAUCCAGACAGCCGAGGCGCUGAGUGUCCCUUAUGAGCAGUGGAAGGUCCUCAACGAGAUUGACGCGGGUGUCUGUGAGGAAAUGACCUACGAAGAAAUCCAGGACCACUACCCGCUGGAGUUUGCUCUGAGGGACCAGGACAAGUACCGGUACCGCUACCCGAAGGGCGAGUCCUAUGAAGACCUGGUGCAGCGGCUGGAGCCUGUCAUCAUGGAGCUGGAGAGGCAGGAGAACGUGCUAGUCAUUUGCCACCAGGCUGUGAUGCGUUGCCUCCUGGCCUACUUCCUUGACAAGGCAGCAGAAGAGCUGCCCUACCUCAAAUGCCCCUUGCACACAGUCCUGAAGCUCACACCUGUGGCUUACGGUUGUAAAGUGGAGUCCAUAUUCCUGAAUGUGGCAGCUGUGAACACACACCGAGACAGACCUCAGAAUGUAGACAUAUCCAGGCCUUCAGAGGAAGCCCUUGUCACAGUUCCUGCUCACCAAUGACCCAUGGCAGGCCCUGACCUCUGCGGAGGGGUCACUCCAGGCCACUUCUUCCUGUUUGCUGUAUGAACGGUCACCAUGCAGGAACACUCAUGGGUGGCUGGUAACACUCAGAACCCUCAGCCUAACCCACCUGCCUCCUUGGUGACAACCAGUGACGGGGUUGAGUGUGGCUGCUGACCUGCUGCUGAGAAUCUCUGGGCUACGUGCUCUGCUGCUGGCCCCUUUGCUACAGCUCUCAAGCAGUCCGCCCCCCGGGCUGGCUGCUUUGUGACAUUUGCAACAUUAAAUGAGACACUGAGACAAAAUGUGUCACCUGGAUGUCCCCACUGUGGCCCAGCUGCCUGAAAUGGGCCAGGCAACCCUCGGAAGAGCUCUACCACCCUCUCUGAGGCCACUCUUGGAGGCAGAGGCUAGAUCUUCAUGGGGCCUUAAAUGGAGCUGCCCCAGGUGACGUGGAAAGCCCUUCCUUCUCCUCCUGGAACGGAAGAUGGAGCUUCUACCCACAUCUCCACAUCUGCGGGUGCUCUGGAGAGUAAGUGUGGAAAACACCAUUUGUGACGCCAUUCCUAACGUCUACCACGUUAUACACUGGAAAUCGCUGCGACCCAGGCUGCCUUGUCUAAAUUCUCUCCUGGGGGAUCCUGCAAAGACAGGGCAGCUUUAGGAAGUACCUUCCUGGUGCACACACCAAAGUGCUUGUGGAAACUGGUCUCCCCCAUCCAACUGUGGCUGUCACUGUCUGCACAGAACUGCACACUGGUGACAGGGACAUGCCUUUGUCAGAAAUGGCUCAGAACUGGCGGUCCUGUCAAACUGUUCUCCUGUUUGUCCACCUCCUCAGUGGGACUGAGGAGAGGACAAAGCAAAGAGGCAGCCCAGGCCAUGCCCUGGCCCUACCCUAGUUUUGAUUCAAAUACAAAUUAAACCCUCUGUUCAAACAGCCACAUGAAGCCCGGUGCUUCUCAUGCCCUGAGUUCCUGUGGGUCCCAGUAGCAGAUUCAGGGUCUAAGUUUCAGGUGACCAGCAGGGUGUUAGGCAGGCUGUGGAGAAGGGCAAGACACUUCCUAUAGCGGUAACUGGUUCCUCUAGUGUCCACAGAGCAACCGUGGGGAAGCCUCACCCUGCGUCCAAGAACCUUUCCAAGCCCAAAUCUGGCAGAAUAGUCCACCUUUUUCAGCCCUGCCAGCCCUGAACUGUAGCUUGCAGAUGCCACCUGCCCCUGAAAAGUCAGUGCCAUUAUUCCAAACUGCUGUCAUUGUGGGCCUGGGGCGGGACUCCUGUGCUCAACUCAUCAGACCUCUAAGCCCUAGCCUGAAGCUGGAGGUCCAUAGCACUGCCUUCGGGACACAGGCCCUGCUCGAGUUCUCAGAUCCCUGAUGUGAAUAAUGGCUGGAUGCAGCUUGAGGCAAAGACCACCAAAGUCUUUUUCCUCUGUGCCCAGGGAAGGCAGGAAAUGCUGGACCCAGAGCCUAGGGUUGGGGCAGAAGGAUGUCAGUGGAACAACCCCGCCCUCCAGCCCCUGAAGCAGCGGCUGCAAGGCAGCCACAUAGGGAGGAGCUGCCGACAUUUCCUGCUUUCCCAGGAAUGUAUGAUACUAUGGUUUCCAGUCGUGCAUUGCACCGUGUCCAGCAUUCUUUGCAAUAAAUACCUUAAAAAGAAAA
Messenger RNA from Rattus norvegicus (Norway rat), 4606 nucleotides. The record is from RefSeq and is a predicted model, not a curated record. Lineage: Eukaryota; Metazoa; Chordata; Mammalia; Rodentia; Muridae.